AUGGCGGCAAGAAGCGAAGGUGACGAGGGAGUCUGCCGAGAGGUAUACGCACGUAUCUCCGGAUUCUUCCAGUCCUUCAAACAACAGACUGUACAAAUAGAACUCCUCCCCUUCUAUCCAGUCCCCCCGACCCACAUCUUCGUCGAAUCAACCUCUCUCGGCAUCCCCAAAUCCAGUCUCUGGAAAGCCUUCCGUCACGCCCGCCCUCUCUUCUUCUCCACCCUCUCCAACCUCUCGUCCUCAACCUCCACCCCUCCAACCUCAACUUUUCUAACCCUCUUAAACACCUCCGCGAUCCUCCUUCUUCAUGAUAGUGAACACCUCACCGCCAUUAACGCCCGAAAAAGGGUAUUAAUCACUUUAUUCCCACCAGGAACACCAUUCCCCAUUGGAAACCGAGGCCAAGAACUACCCAUCUCUCCACAAUCCGAAUAUUUCUUCAUAACAUCAUUAUUAACCUCCCCUCUCCACCGUCAUACAAAAUCUCCACAUCUAUGGUCUCACAGGAGAUGGUUAAUCACCACCUAUCCAUCUCUAAAACACCCGAUCCCGCCGCCACCACCAGGAGCGGCAGGUAACACAACAUCGUCAUCAUCAUCGUCAAUAUCAUCAAGACCAGGAACAGCAGAUAACAGCGCUUUAACAAAGAGUUUUAGAAGAUGGUGUAGAAAAGAAGUAUCAACGGUCCUUAGAGCUGCCGAAGCCCAUCCUAAGAAUUAUUACGCAUGGACUUAUGCUAGGUGGUUAGUUUCUUCUCAGGGAGUGGCGUUUAAUCAUGAGGAUUUGGUCAGUUGGUGUAUGAAACAUCCCGGUGAUGUUAGUGGAUGGAAUUUUUUGGCUUGGUUGUGGACGAAUGAGGCUUUGGCGAUAGCAGCAACACAGGGGGAGAGGAGGAUGGAGACGUUGCAGGUUAGGUAUAAUCAGUUGUUUAGUGUUUUGAAGUAUAGUCAUAAUACUGCUCCGGGGCAUGAAGCGCUAUGGGGGUUUGUGAGGGCUGUGGUUGGAGGUGGGGUUUUCGAUGAAGGGUAUAGAAGGUGUAUCUUGGACUUGUUGAGGGGGUGGGAUAGUGAAGUUAGUAUUAGAGCUGUGGAGGAUGUGGUUAAGGAGAAGAUGUUAUUGAGGGAGACGGUUAGGGGGUUGGAAGCGGGGAGGGGGGAUAGUGAGAUGGUUGAUUUGCCUGGUUGA
This is a messenger RNA of Orbilia oligospora ATCC 24927, 1185 nucleotides long. RefSeq lists its product as uncharacterized. Gene Ontology annotation, biological process: protein prenylation. The transcript is spliced from 2 exons. The record is from RefSeq and is a predicted model, not a curated record. Gene Ontology annotation, molecular function: protein prenyltransferase activity. Gene Ontology annotation, cellular component: cytoplasm. NCBI's taxonomy places the organism in Eukaryota, Fungi, Ascomycota, Orbiliomycetes, Orbiliales, Orbiliaceae. The coding region runs from base 1 to 1185 and encodes 394 amino acids.